Aspergillus uvarum CBS 121591 is the source of this 1441-nucleotide messenger RNA. Its product is annotated as putative PP-loop ATPase superfamily protein. Lineage: Eukaryota; Fungi; Ascomycota; Eurotiomycetes; Eurotiales; Aspergillaceae. The transcript has a single exon. The coding region runs from base 154 to 1389 and encodes 411 amino acids. Gene Ontology annotation, cellular component: cytosolic tRNA wobble base thiouridylase complex; mitochondrion. Gene Ontology annotation, molecular function: tRNA binding. Gene Ontology annotation, biological process: tRNA wobble position uridine thiolation. The record is from RefSeq and is a predicted model, not a curated record.
UCUCCCUCAAACCCAACCCGCGCUCUCCAGGAAAAUUGCCUCUCACCUCUUACCCCUCCAAUCAACUCGACCAAACCAAGCAGAUUCUCCCAGCAAAAUCCCCUCACCCUUCACCCACAAAACCUCUCAGCGCAGGAGACACCCCAAAAAAAAAUGCCCCCCACGCCGUGCGCAAUCUGCCACGCCGACCGGGCGGUGAUCAUCCGGCCGAAGAACCGGCAGCGGCUGUGCCGGGGCUGCUUUCUGACGAUCUUCGAGACCGAGAUCCACGAGACGAUCACGGCGACGACGCUGUUCCAGCGCGGGGAGCGGGUGGCAAUCGGGGCCAGCGGCGGCAAGGACAGCACGGUGCUGGCGUCCGUGCUCAAAACGCUGAACGAGCGGUACGACUACGGGCUGGAGCUGACGCUGCUCUCGAUCGACGAGGGCAUCAAGGGCUACCGCGACGACAGCCUGGAGACGGUCAAGCGCAACGCGACGCAGUACGACAUGCCCCUCGUGAUUUUGGGAUAUGGGGAGCUGUACGGCUGGACGAUGGACCAGGUGGUGGCGCAGGUGGGCAAGAAGGGCAACUGCACGUACUGCGGCGUGUUCCGGCGGCAGGCGCUGGACCGCGGCGCCGAGCGGCUGGGGAUCCAGCAUGUGGUCACGGGUCACAAUGCCGACGACGUCGCCGAGACGGUCAUGAUGAACCUGUUGCGCGGCGAUCUGCCGCGUCUCGCCCGUGGCACUAGUAUCGUGACGGGCUCCGCGGCCAGCGACAUCAAGCGCAGCAAGCCGCUCAAGUACGCCUACGAGAAGGAGAUCGUGCUGUAUGCCCACCACAAGCAGUUGGAUUACUUCAGUACCGAGUGCAUCUACUCGCCGGAGGCGUUCAGGGGCAGCGCGCGCACGUUGAUCAAGGAUCUCGAGAAGAUCCGGCCGAGCUCGAUUCUGGAUAUCGUGCGCAGCGGCGAGGAGAUGGCUGAGUUAGUGCCGGCGGAGGUGCGCGGCGGGGCUGCGGCGGAUGAGGAGGCGGCCGAGACGACCGGGUGCGGGAGUCAGGGCGGCGGCAGUGGGCGGACGCGUGGCGGCGAGAUGGCGGAGAUGGAGAGGAAGUUGGCCGAGGAUGAGGUCGCGGCGGAGCGCGAGACGGAGGUGACGCUGUCGUCGCUCCCGCAGAAGAAGCAGGCAGACCGGAGAAAGGCCGCGGUCAAGUCGCAGGUGCUGGGCAAGUGCGAGCGCUGCGGGUAUAUCUCCAGUCAGCGGGUGUGCAAAGCGUGCACCUUGCUCGAGGGGUUGAAUAAGAACCGGCCGCGCACGGCCAUUGAGAUGGAGGUGGGCGCGGAGGAGGAGGAGAGCAGCUCGACGCUGCGGCGACAGAUGGAGAAGGUCGAGCUGGGAGGAUGAGGGGAUUGAAGUGUGGUCAAGCCGAGACCACCGAGUCAUGAGGCACGAGAGA